ACCUUUCUGGAGACAUAGCUGAUGAUUAUCGAUAGCAAGAGAAGUUAAAGGCGAUCGAGGCCGAAAAUGGCGACCUCUUCGACGAAGAUCGGAGCAACACCGUCAACUGCUGGAGGCCGGAAAGCGCCGAGUACUAGAGAAGGCUCAGCAAAAGCAAUGGUGGCCGAUCAAAUAUCACAGGUUGUUCAAUCCACAUCGAAUCUCCUCCACCUCAUGCAACAAUCCUCUCCUUCUCAGAGCCACCUUGUAAAGCUUCCAAAAAACCUUUUGGCUAAAGCAUCAACUAUAAAGAACACUGAGCAGGUACUGGAGCAGAUGCCCCGUGUAAUAUCAUCGUUGGAUGCACAUAUAGACAGUGGCUUACAAAGUGUUUCUCAUCUGAAAACCGUAAUCCAGUUACUAGCAAAUAUUGAAAGCUCCCAGUUCAAGUGUUUAUCAUCCGAACCUCCACGAGAGGAACAACCAAAGGAAGAAGAGGAGGAGCGACUAACUGAGGUGUCGAAUAGCUGAGUUUAUUCUUAAUGGCCUGUCGACUUUUAUUUUUCUGUUUUGAUGCAUCAUUUUCUACUCUUGACGAGAAAUUUAACAUCUUCCCUUGACAGUUGAAUUUGUUUACAUCAAACAGGAAGGCUACUAUAUUAUCAAAACACUACUGUUGACAGUUUAGUGAAAUGAAAAAGUUUGAUGAA
Molecule: messenger RNA, 689 nt
Organism: Impatiens glandulifera
Lineage: Eukaryota; Viridiplantae; Streptophyta; Magnoliopsida; Ericales; Balsaminaceae
Product: tobamovirus multiplication protein 2B
Exons: 5
Coding region: 67-510 (147 amino acids)
Source: RefSeq, a predicted model, not a curated record